GGCGCGAGACAAGAAGAUUAUUAGUACACGCGCAGUUGGGGGGGGGAGAGGGAGCGCGAGAGAGGUUCAGAGACUUGACAGUAGUUUGUUCCCAGGGUGAGAGGAGGAGCAGCCCACUAGUCUGUGCCUGUAGCCGCUCAGACAGACACUCCUCCCGCCGCCAGUAGAGCCUGUUACAGCCUCCAGGAGGUGAGUGCAGGUUUACAGUUCUUGGGAGCAGCUUUAUCGGACCGAGACUUCUUUUUUCUUAAUUCAGGAAGAAGCGAAGGGAGUGAAAGUCAUGGACCAAAGAGGAGAACUGAAAAGAAGUUAGCGCCUGUAGUAAAACAACCUUUGGAGAAACGACUCAGAGAGAAGAAGUAGUGUCCGGAGAGGAAAGAGGAACAGGAUGGGGAUGGAUUUCAGCACUCUUCGGACCCUCAUCAGCAGAUAUUGUGUUGGUGAGGAGAACUGGGUCGACAGCAGGACCAUUUACAUUGGACACAAGGAGCCUCCUCCAGGAACUGAGGCCUUUAUACAACAAAGAUUCCCUGACAACAGAAUAGUCUCCUCCAAGUAUACAUUUUGGAACUUCAUCCCAAAGAAUAUGUUUGAGCAGUUCAGGAGAGUCGCCAACUUCUACUUUCUCAUCAUAUUUCUGGUUCAGUUGAUCAUCGACACUCCCACCAGUCCCAUCACCAGCGGACUGCCGCUUUUCUUUGUCAUCACAGUCACCGCCAUUAAACAGGGUUAUGAGGACUGGCUGAGACACAAAGCAGACAACUCUGUCAACCAGUGUCCUGUCCAUGUGGUGCAGCACGGGAAAGUGGUCCGCAAACAAAGUCGCAAGCUCAGGGUUGGAGACGUUGUCUUGGUGAAGGAAGAUGAGACUUUUCCCUGCGAUCUCAUCCUUCUGUCCACGUCUCGAGAUGAUGGGACCUGCUACGUUACUACAGCCAGUCUGGACGGAGAGAGCAGCCACAAGACUUACUAUGCAGUUCAGGACACAAAAGCUCACAGCACAGAGGAGGAGGUUGACUCCAUCCACGCUACUAUAGAAUGUGAACAGCCACAGCCGGACCUGUACAAAUUCGUGGGCCGUAUCAACAUCUACAUGGACAACGAGGCGGUGGCUAGACCGUUGGGAUCGGAGAACCUGCUGCUCCGAGGAGCCACACUCAAGAACACAGAGUUCAUCUAUGCGGUUGCCAUCUACACUGGCAUGGAAACCAAGAUGGCCCUCAACUACCAGUCCAAGUCUCAGAAACGGUCUGCAGUGGAAAAGUCAAUGAAUUCGUACCUGGUGGUCUACCUGUGCAUCCUCAUCAGCAAGGCCCUCAUCAACACGGCGCUGAAAUACGUGUGGCAGGCAGACCCCAACAGAGACGAGCCCUGGUACAACGACAGGACAGAAACAGAGAGACAGAGACACAUUGUGAUCAGGGCGUUCACAGACUUCUUGGCCUUCAUGGUUCUUUUCAACUACAUCAUUCCUGUCUCCAUGUACGUCACCGUGGAGAUGCAGAAGUUCCUCGGCUCUUAUUUCAUCAUGUGGGAUGAUGAGAUUUUUGACGAGGAGCUGGGAGAGAGAGCCGUGGUCAACACAUCGGACCUGAACGAGGAGCUGGGACAGGUGGAGUAUGUGUUUACUGACAAGACGGGGACUCUGACAGAGAAUAACAUGGAGUUCAUAGAGUGCUGUGUGGACGGACACGUUUAUGUGCCUCAUGCUAUCUGUAACGGACAGUUGAUGCCUGGUGCAGCCGGUAUGGACAUGAUUGACACAUCACCGGGUCCUGAGGCCAGGGUGCACGAGGAGCUGUUUUUCCGGGCGCUGUGUUUGUGCCACACGGUGCAGGUGAAGGAGGAGGAGACGGUCGAUGGGAUCAAGCAUGGCAUCCACCAGGGCAAGUCCACUUCCUUCUACAUCUCCUCAUCUCCAGACGAGGUGGCACUGGUGGAAGGCAUGAAGAGGCUCGGUUUCACCUAUCUGAGACUCAAGGACAGUCACAUGGAGAUCUUGAAUAGAGAGGAUGAGAUUGAGAGGUUUGAGCUGCUGGAGGUUUUGACAUUCGACUCAGUCAGACGAAGGAUGAGCGUCAUUGUCAGGGCCAGCACUGGUGAGCUGUAUUUGUUCUGUAAAGGUGCAGAUUCCUCAAUCUUCCCCAGGAUUAUAUCAGGCAAAGUGGAUCAGGUCAAAGCUCGAGUGGAACACAACGCAGUGGAGGGUCUGAGGACACUUUGUGUUGCCUAUCGGCCUCUGACUCCUGAACAGUACCAGGAGGUUUGCCACCUGCUGAACGGGGCCAAAUUGGCUCUACAAGACCGAGACAAACGGCUGGCCGAGGCUUACGACAUCAUCGAGAAAGACCUGAUCCUGCUGGGAGCCACUGCUGUGGAGGACAGGCUCCAGGAAAAAGCGGCAGACACCAUCGAGUCUCUCCACAAGGCAGGUAUGAAGGUGUGGGUGCUGACUGGCGAUAAGAUGGAGACGGCGGCCGCGACGUGCUAUGCCAGCAAGCUGUUUCACCGCAACACCCAGAUCCUAGAGCUGACCACCAAACGCACAGAGGAGCAGAGUCUUCACGAUGUCCUGUUUGACCUGAGCAGGACCGUCCUGAGGCAGCACGGAAACAUGACCAGGGACACUUUCUCUGGUUUUUCAGGUGACUGUACUGACUACGGUUUGAUCAUCGAUGGAGCCACCCUCUCCGCGGUGAUGAGGCCCACCCAGGAGGACUCAAACUCAGGGAACUACAAAGAGAUCUUCCUAGAAAUCUGCCGCAACUGCAGCGCCGUGCUCUGUUGUCGAAUGGCGCCGCUCCAAAAAGCACAGAUUGUGAAGCUGAUCAAAACCUCCGAGGAGCACCCGAUCACGCUGGCUGUUGGAGACGGAGCUAAUGAUGUCAGCAUGAUCCUAGAGGCCCACGUUGGCAUCGGUAUCAUGGGUAAGGAGGGUCGUCAGGCGGUGAGGAAUAGUGACUACGCCAUCCCAAAGUUCAAACACCUCAAGAAGAUGCUGCUUGUCCACGGACACUAUUACUACAUACGCAUCUCUGAACUCGUGCAAUACUUCUUCUACAAGAAUGUCUGUUUCAUCUUCCCCCAGUUCCUCUACCAGUUCUUCUGUGGCUUCUCACAACAGCCGCUGUAUGAUACAGCCUACUUGACUCUGUACAACAUCAGCUUCACCUCGCUGCCCAUCCUGCUCUACAGCCUAAUCGAGCAGCACAUUAACAUGGACAUUCUGAAGAAGGACCCGUCUCUCUAUAGAGACAUCGCUAAGAACUCUUUACUACGGUGGCCCAUCUUCAUAUAUUGGACUGUCCUAGGCGUGUACGACGCCAUUGUGAUGUUCUUCGGUGCUUACUUCCUGUUUGACAACACCACCUUCACCAGCAACGGACAGCUAAUGACAACCAACACACAGAUGAUGUUUGGAAACUGGACAUUUGGGACGCUGGUCUUCACUGUGCUUGUCUUCACUGUUACAUUCAAGUUGGCUCUAGAUACUCAUUAUUGGACUUGGAUCAACCAUUUCGUCAUCUGGGGCUCGCUGAUUUUCUUUGUGGUCUUCUCUCUGCUGUGGGGUGGAAUCAUCUGGCCCUUCCUCAACUACCAGAGGAUGUACUAUGUGUUCAUGCAGAUGUUGUCCAGUGGUCCGGCCUGGCUCAGCAUAAUCCUUCUGAUAACAGCCAGUCUGCUGCCAGAUGUGGUGAAGAAGGUUAUCUGUAGGGCGAUGUGGCCCACAACUACUGAACGCAUACAGAACGCUGAUAAACUCUACAAGGGCCAGCUGUCCGAGUUCACCCCCCUGGCGUCUCUCCACGCCCCAUCAAAGGCCGGCAGCCACCGGCGAGGCUCGGGCACCCAAAGGAACGCUCCGAACCCUCGAAGGUCUGAACCCUUUAGCAAGAAAAUCAUGUUCACACGCUGGCAAAGUACACCAGACUACUGCACCUUCACCCCCCUCCUCCGAUUUGCCGAUGGCUCCCGCCACUCAAAGCAGGGACACGCCUACAGUGGGGCGGGGCCAGAGACCUCGGUCUAAUUUAUUUCUGUCCGGUUCCUGUUCUUAUAUUCUAAUAUUAGAUACAACUUGGAGUUGAACUGAACGGAGCAGUAAUUCUAAUGUUUUGCGGAGCUGACGAGGUCACUGCUAGCAGAGCUGCAAAGUUACACAAAAGUAACUUAAACUCCUUUAUUUAUGUUACUGAGCUGGGAGUCAAAUAAUGUUUGAUAUCUGUAAUCCAUCUGGAAGGGAUUACAACGAAAGUGACCUUCACCACUGUUCCCAAGUCAGCAGCCAAGUAUGGCACAAAGCACUAUGGGAGGGCUCUGGAAAAGGACUCCACCCACAGGGCCUCGCUCGCCGCUACAACGUGCAAAGGGCUCAGUGUAUUGAUGUCACAACAAACAGACUCUUUGAUUUCUUAAACCAUAUUGUGUCACACUGAAAGUAUGUGCACUGGCCCUUUAUGUCUGCCUGCUUUGGUAGCUGGCAGCUGAAGUGUUCGUCACUCCAGUUCAUAGGAUUUAUAUGACUUUUUAAAAAAUGGCGAUAAUCAGGAUGUGUUGUGUGAUGCUGCUGCUGAUUAUGUUGAUGAUGAUGAUGAAGACAGUAACAGUACUUAAGCCAGCUCGAGCUUUCUCUGACCAAGCAUGUUCUUUUUCUUCAUUCCUACCAUCCCUCUUUCUUUCUUUUCUGUCUGUCUGUCUGUUUGUUCCGCCUCUCUUUAGGACUAACUGGUGUUGCCUGUGUGCAAACCUAUUAUCUCGAAACACUCCCUAGGACUCUGGGGUCAGAUCCAACAACAUUGUAAGGAGGGGUGUAGUAGAGCAGUGAAGUGUUGGACAAGUGGAUCUCAGAUGGUCUUUUUUUCUUGUUUAAUUAGUCACUGUAUAUUAAGUCUAAAAGAAAAGAGACCAACUUUAGCUCCACAUUCAACACUUAAAGGUUCUAUAUGUAACUUUCAGAAAACUGUUGUCAACAGUGACACCAGUGGCUGUUAAGUGAACUGCAGUGUCCUAUUGCUGGUGCAGGCACUCCGUACAGACUUGUAGGCACGAACUAUGGCUAUGAGAACAUGAAAUGCUUUAGACUCUUACAUAUGGAACCUUUUAAGCUUUCUAGGUAAUGUAUUGUUUGGUGGGAUAGAUGUGUGUGUGCUGAUAGCUAGCAUUGUGUUAUUGUGUGUACGUUGUAUUCAUCUCUGCAGGAUCUCCUUUUGUCUUUUUGUCUUUUAAAGCACUUUAACUGUUCAUGUUAUAUUUAUCCACAAUGCCAUAUACAGACUGAUCAGUUUGUAUGGCAUGUUUUAGUGAUAGAAUCCAGUAGAAAUAGCUAUGUGAUGACUGCCUUGCUAUUUCUUAAUGCCUUAAUGUCACCUUGUAUAUCACAUUAUCCUCCACAGAGACCAUUUACCAAAGAAACAGAAAGACAAUAUGGCGUCCUUUUAACAGCUGAUAGAUAUACUGUAGUGCAGUGUGUCAAUGUACACACUCAUAGUUCUGUAAAACAGUUUAAAUGAAAGUGGACACUGGAAAGAAUAUGAAAAUAAAAAAUGAAUGUGUCGUUAAUAGGAUGGUAGAAAAAUGCAGCUCCAAUGCGGCUGAUGAUUUUUCCUCUACUAUUCUAGCUAACUUUUGCGUUCACUUUUCCUCAGAGCACCUUCAAGAUGAACAUACAAAACCUGUCCUUACUGAGAUAAUCACAACACAACAAUAAGAUUCUAUCAUCUGCCCCAAACUACGUGAUGCCUUAAAUAGACACACUUUUAAAAGAGAUUCAAUCAUUUGACAUAUAGCCAUUUAUUGAUGAGAGCACAGUUACGUGUCCAUUCAAGUCUCACCAGAAAUGAUGACUCCAGAUCGAUACCACUCUCAUGUCUGCAUGGAUAAAUAGGGAGCUGGAGCCAGAAGCAGGUUAGUGUAGCUUAGCAUAAAGAUUGGGAAUGCAGGGAAACUGCUUGCUCUGGCUCUGUCAGUAGGUAAAAAGAACACUGCUACCAACACUCUAAAGCAGCUCUGUACCUUGCGGUGUGUUUUUCAAAGUUAUAAACUGUUUCAUCACCUAAUGGAUCAGUAAAAUAAGGAAAGUCUGCCGAAAACAAAAUUAUUUUUAUGGAUCAAAUGGAAGAACUGUAUGUGCCCAAAGGAAAUUUGGGUGUCAGACAUGCAUACCCAUUCAUGUCACAGAUGUUUUCCUCCUAAUGGUGUCAACAAAAUAUAUUUGUAAGAUAUUUUAGUUUGCAGGUCAGCAUCUAAUAGCUCCGUGUUAAUGCUCUUAAAAAGCCUUAAGAUGGUGUUAGAAGAGUCUAAUGAGAUUCUCUACCUUAGAAAAAAAGACCUCUGCAGUGCAGUCUUUGAAUUCUGUUUCAACACUUAUCCUCUCUGUCCUUCUUUUUUAGCUAUCUCUCUCCUCUGUCUUCCUCUCAUUCUCCCUCUGGUGAAGUGAUGCUGACCUGGAAGUUUUCCUACCUCUGUCUGAGCCGCCUCCACCUGUCUGGUCAUCAUCAUUAUCCUCUUGUCUGUUCCCUUCUGCGUCUUCUCGGCCAUUCCCCCAUCCAUACACCCAUCCAUCAAUAAAUGAUUGUGAGACAGAAUAGAAAAGAUGUCUUGUACUCCACUUGUAACAGUACUUCUAUGAACCAAAGCCUUGUUGCUGCUAGAUACUUGUAGCUGCUUUACAUUAGGUGCCUUGUGAUAGUUUCUCUGUCUCUGCCAAGCUAUGUUUGCUUAAUUCAUGGUAAAUUUACGGCUAAUGUUAGGCAUUUGGAUCAUAUGAAGGCACUGCAGGUGAUGGAUGUAUGGGUGCGCAACUGGGGAGUGACUGAGAGAACGGAUAAGUAAGUGAAAAGGUGAAUGUUAGUUUUCCGUGGGUUAUACUGUCCAAGAAGACUUAAUCAGAACAAACACAGCAUUGAAAUACUACUGAUACACAAUCGAUGAACAAAUGAAUUACUUCUUGCACCAAAACAUUCAACAACUUGUGUUUAAUAUCUGUUUUUUUAUUCUGAAUGUUUUAUAUAUUCUGUCCCGGAGGGCAUCUGUCUCUCAACUGUUAUUUUUACUGUUUUCUAUAUCAUGUGUAAAAUUCCCCUUUUACCACAAUAAGAGUGAAGGUCUCACUCAGUGGUCAGAGCACACUGGAAAGAAAUCAGUCGGAUGUGAUGUUUAAUGAGAUAGAAAACUUGAAGAGCUCCAGCUGUGUUUGAUCGAUCAACUGCAGUCGAUCAAUGUUACAAAGUAAGAUUUUGUCUUUAAUGUUCUGCGUAUGUUUCAAUUUAUUUAAAUGUGUCUGAUUCGCUUCUCAAUAUUCUGGUUUUCUAAUGCAAUAUUUAUAUAGAAUAUUAAAGCGGUAAAGCAAAGGGGUUCUUAUACUGUUGGACUCUGUGGUGCAUUCUCUGAUUUGCACAUUAAAGGGUCACUUCACCCAAAUUACAAAAGAAAAAAAAACCCCAGAGAAAUAGUCCCUAUGGAAACAACAUAAUAUCUAUAAUAUAUAAUAACACUCACAACCUGGGAAAAUAAAACCAAAACUGUUUGCAUUGCUUCUAAGUGAGUGAGAAAAUACUGCAUGUUUUUUUUUUCCUGUAAUUUGAGUGAACUGACCCUUUAAUGUUCUUAAUACUCUGAAUGUAAUCAACCUCCUACUUAAUGUCUGAAUCCAAAUGAGUUUUUGACAGAUACAGGUUCUUGAAGGGAGAUUUUUUUCAACCAAAACUGUGCCAGUAUACAGCAUCUUGUAAUUUGACCAUGUUUUCCCAUCUGAAUCUAUAAGUAAUGAGACAAAAGUCUGAGUAAUUGUUCAGUAAAAUACCCCCAGAUAAAAAAAACUACAACCUAAUGUUCAGUAUCUGAGUGCAGACAGACACGUUGGUCCUGUCAGAGGUGGCUGAUGGUUCGUAACUCUUUAAUGAGCCGGUAUCCAUUAAUUAUGUAUAUGUGUGUGUGUGUGUGUGUGUGUGUGUGUGUGUGUGUAUGACCACAAUUUGCUCAGAAUGAAUUAACGCAGCGAUUACCUUGCUCUGAUGAGUAUAAUCAAACAAAAAUUGAAAUAUUGCCUUUGCGUGUAAAUGACCCAUUGUGACAAAUGUGGCCUCAGAGCUCCAGCCAUGUGGUUGUGCAUAAGUAUUAGAAUUAAAUGUGAUGUAUAAUCCCUCCAUCACAAUCGAGAAUCACUUACUGGAAAUGGGCUCCUUCUACCCACGAAGUAAUCCACACAUCCUUUGUUGUGGGAUACAAUAGAAUCACCUCUUUCUGAAUGACUUCUGUCUUUUGGAGAAUUAUCAGAAUAUCCUAAUUAUUGCCAUAGUCCAUUUCUCUAUGAGAGAUCAUCUGUCCAAGAGAUAGUCAGGUACCUCAGAAAACUGUGGAAUCCACAUGAAUCAAUUAAAAUAACCCCAGUUACUGUAGUGCUUCUUGUAUGUAUGUUAGAGAUCUUCUCUUCUUUUUUUUUUUUACUUCCUGGAGACAGUAUUUGAUGUGUGUCUUAUUUAUGUAGAAGAGUAUUUGAACAACCGAACUGAGUUGUGACAAAUCGUGUGUGUGUGUGUGUGUGUGUGUGUGUGUGUGUGUGUGUGUGUGUGUGUGUGUGUGUGUGUGUGUGUGUGUGUGUGUGUGUGUGUGUGUGUGUGUGUGUGUGUGUGUGUGUGUGUGUGUGUGUGUGUGUGUGUGUGUGUGUGUGUGUGUGUCUUUAAAGAUUCAAAGAAAAGAGAUUUCUGUGGUGUUAGCUCAGUUACACCCCUGCACUGAUCCGUCUUGUCUGAUGAUUGACACUUUGCUGUAGAAACUUUCAAAGCCAUUAACGGUGGAUUUAAGGUCUUACGGUACCAAUCACUCUUGUCCUCACUGUCCUGAUCUUUCAAGACCACCUAAACUGACAGCCUUCGAACAGAAUGUUAUCUUUCUCUUUUACAAUGUAUUACUGUAUAGCGUCUAUAUUUCUCAUAACCACCCAGUAUCUAUAAAUUGCUGUACGCUCAGAUGCAGUAUAUACAUAAAUCUAUAUAUACAAUAUAUAAAUGUAGUUAUGUUAAUUGAUGUACAGUUUUGGGGUCUUUUUAUAUACAGUUUUUAACAGAGUCAUAUCAAGAUUUACUUGUGGAUUUUUGCCAACAUUUCUGUAGCUAUCAACGGCAAACAACUGUACAUGUGCUUGGAAAUAAAAGCCAGAAGUGGAAAUCUAAAAA
Messenger RNA from Dicentrarchus labrax (European seabass), 9173 nucleotides. RefSeq names its product ATPase phospholipid transporting 11A (gene atp11a). Gene Ontology annotation, cellular component: endoplasmic reticulum; recycling endosome; plasma membrane. Gene Ontology annotation, biological process: phospholipid translocation. The record is from RefSeq and is a predicted model, not a curated record. The coding region runs from base 389 to 4030 and encodes 1213 amino acids. Gene Ontology annotation, molecular function: magnesium ion binding; ATPase-coupled intramembrane lipid carrier activity; ATP binding. The transcript has 31 exons. Lineage: Eukaryota; Metazoa; Chordata; Actinopteri; Moronidae.